CGAGAAGACAGACGUCUGGAGAGAAUUGGGCACACACCCAGGAACACUCUGUAAUCUCCCAGCAGGCACCAUGGCCCAAGUCAAUCAGCCUCUGCUCUACAUCUGUAGAAGCUGUCGACAGAGCUUACAGAGUGGCUCAUUAUUUUCUCGCUCAUUCAGCACAACUCGAGCCCAACAGAAAGUUGUACCCUCGUUUCAGCCUACCGGCCAUGGCGAACUCGAUCAGCUGCUCCUGUCAUUCCGCGAGAAAGUCUUCACUCCGGCUGCCCUGGAGCCCCAGCACCGGAAACUACUAUACAAACCGUCCAAACAAGAGACCCUCAUGGCAGAGCCUGGAGUCACGGUCACGAUGUCCGAUGGCGAGGAGAUCAGGUUGCGCCCAAUGAACGCUUUCGACAAGCCUUCCGUCAAACAAUCGAUCCGGACCAUUGCAAAGGUAUUCGGCCAAGAGAAGGCGGAUGCCGUGUGGAACAAUUUGGCUCCUUGGUUGAACGGCAUAAGGAUGUCCAGAAUGCCGUUGCCAACCUUCUUCUGGGGAAAAAUCACUCGCAAGGCGUGUGAGAUUGGCAAAGAAAGAUACAUUCUCGCAUGCAUCGACAGAUCCGAAGAGACCAAUUUCACUUUGAGGAAACAAGGCGUGACCUAUGAAUUGAUGCUGGGCUUUCACAAGCGCGCUGCGGACCACGAUUUCUCCGGGCCGGAGCUCGCGAGCGCCUGGCAUCGAGCUCAAAAGGUCGUCCGGAUGUUGGAUGACGAACUCUCUGGAGGAUACAAAUUGAAAUCAGAUGAGGUCGACCCGAGAAAAGAUCCUCUGAUCUUGAGCGUCUUGACCGAAUUGGCAGCUGCGACGGCCCUGGAGUCCGGCGGGGAUUCUGCAACGGUCAUAGACUAUGCUACAAAGAUGCUCCACCUUGCACAACAGGAAAAGUCCUCCGUUCCAGGACUAGAGCAGCAUAGAGAGGACGUCAGAGUAAGAGCUGAGAGCAAUUUUGUUCUGGAAAACCUCUUGCCGUUGCAGAACGCCAUACAGUUGGCACUACAGAUUGAUGCGAUCAAGACAUCUGAACUCGGUCGGCAACUGGAGUCGCAUCUUCGCGUGGUGGAGCCGAAAGUCAGGGAGACUGUACAGAAACUGCGUGAAGUCUCCAAUGGACAAAAGAGACGCGGGGAGUUGAUGUAUGAACAACUUGAUGUACAAGAUGGAGGUGAAACCUCAGAGGAAAGCUGAGACCUUGCUAGGUAGAUUGUGACAAUGUUCGACACAGAGGAAAGGUUCAAUGACUCCGUAGGUCGAGUAGUCUAUGUACAAUACCUUUAUAGAACUUGCGUCUAAGACAGAAUCUAGACCACUAGUCGCC
Exophiala oligosperma is the source of this 1358-nucleotide messenger RNA. RefSeq lists its product as uncharacterized. Bases 71 to 1228 code for a protein of 385 amino acids. The transcript is spliced from 2 exons. The record is from RefSeq and is a predicted model, not a curated record. NCBI's taxonomy places the organism in Eukaryota, Fungi, Ascomycota, Eurotiomycetes, Chaetothyriales, Herpotrichiellaceae.